Schistosoma guineensis is the source of this 1554-nucleotide messenger RNA. Lineage: Eukaryota; Metazoa; Platyhelminthes; Trematoda; Strigeidida; Schistosomatidae. The record is from the annotation of a GenBank genome assembly.
UUUUGAUAUACUUCUUUCUUUUUUGUUUCUCUUCAUAGAAAUGAAAUCUUUCUAAUAUUUCCAUUUUUCAAUCAAUAAAAUCAAAUGAGAAAUACUGAAAAAUCAGAAAAUUUAUGGUGUUUUUCAUUUAUUCAUUAUUUAAUGAAUAAAUAUUUCAAUUAUAAAACUAUGCAAUCACAUGAGCAAUAUAUUACUUUAAAGCAUAAUAAUAGUAGUAAUUUACAAUAUAGAAGACAAUCAUUCAAUGAAAAUGUAGAAAAAUCAAAAAAUGUAUUAAAAAAAUCAACUACAAUGUUACUAACCAAUAAUACUACUACUAAUAAUAAUCAAAUGAAUAUCAAUACAAUCUUUCAUUGUAAUGCGUUAGCAACAAACAAUAGUUCACAAACAUAUAAAUCAAUUAAAAAUCAAUUAAAUUCCACACCUAUAUGGAAAUGUCCACAUUGUUUUACUGAAAUUCAAUUAAUCAAUAUACAAACUACACCAGAUAUUAUUAUUCAAUCGAAUCGAUUAUAUCAUAAAAAAAUUCGUACAAAUCCAUGGAUAAAUAAUUCUAAAUAUAAUAUACCUAUUACAUCUUAUUCAUAUUCUAGUUCAUUAACCGAUAGUGAAAAUAAUAAUAAUUCACAUUAUGAUUAUAUAACUCGAUCAACUACUGAAACGGAUAUAAAUAAAAAUAGUUAUUUUAAUGUUAAAAAAAAUGAUAUUCCUAUUAUACCUAUAUCACCAGAUCCUCCACCAUCACCAGCUCCAAAAUGUACACAAUGUAUUAUUAAUCCAGAAUGUUUAAAGCAUACUAAUGAAAAUCAAGACUUAUUCAUGAAUUCUAAUAAAUCAUAUAAAGGAUUUUGUAAAUCAGCAACAUUAGAUUUAUCUAAUUUAAUGAAUGAUACUAAUAAAUCAAUAAAUAAACCAAAAAGGAAAUUAUUAACUAAAAGAAUAAGAAAUCAAAUGAGAAAAUCAUGGUUACAAACGAAUACAAGAUCAACAUUACUUCCAUAUUUAUCAUCAUCUAUACAUUUGAACUCAUCUUCAUCAUCAUCGUCUACUUCUUCAUCAUCAUCAUCAUCAUUGUGUAAAUCUGCAUCAUCUGAACAUAAAAUUAUUCAUUCAGCAGAUGAAAAAAGUUCUUCUUAUAAAAAUAAUAAAACUAUAAGUAUAAAUGAUAAACACAAUUUAUUAAAUCAACAAUCAGAUAUAUAUGAUGAUAUUUACAAUACUACUUAUAUUUCUAAUUCACAAUCUAUUAUAGACAAUGAAUUGAAUCAAUCAAUGAUAAACUCUUUCAUUGAAAAUAUGUCACCAGAAUUGUUUAAAUCAAUGAAUUUAAACAAUGAUCUAAAUUUCUCAACCGUUUAUAAUGAUAAUAAUAAUAAUGGUGACAAAGAAGAAGACAAUUUCUAUGAUGAUAUUCAAUUGGAAAAUUUACGAACGAAUUUAAAAAUCCUUUCUGAAGCUAAAAAUGUAAUCAAUAUGCAAAUGAGAAAUUUAGGUCAAAAUUAUAUUAACUAUUUAAAGAGUAAAUAUUUAAUGAAUACAGUGAAAGAUCAAUAA